AUGGCCCUAGCACAAGAAAGGGGGAAACAGAAAGAUUUUGAACUUCAGAAGUUGGCAAUGAAAGAGGAAAGUCGACUGAAUUUGCAAAGUUCAAAAUCUUCGAACAGUUUGUGUCUCUCUGUUCACGAGAAUGUUCUCAGGCAAUGUCACUUGCUCUACACGGACUCAAGUCAGGGACUGGUGGCAAUCGCCAAGCAGCUGGGACUCAGACUCUCGGCUCCAAGGAAUAAAAUCACAGUGAUGCUGAUGGGCAACCAUUCAGCUGGGAAAAGUUCCUUCAUCAAUUGGUACAUUGAGGAACAUAUACAGAAAACAGGAGUUGCAACCGAGACACAAGGAUUUCCAUUUGUCACCAGUGGAAAGAAAAGGGAGUCACUCCUGGGUCAUGCUACAUUACAUCUCUAUCCACAAUUCCAAGCUCUGGAACAGAUCGAAGGAGUGACAGACUACCUGACGACUGAGAUCAGCACCUCAAAGCAGAAAAUGUUUUUCCUGGUGACCUUCAUAGAUACACCAGGCCUUGUGGAUGGAGACAUGUCCUACGAAUUCGAUGUGGAUAAGGCUUUGAUCUGGCUGGGUGAGAAGGCGGAUCUGAUCCUUGUCUUCUUUGACCCGAUGGGACAAGCCUUAUGUAAACGGACGCUGAAUGUUGUAGAAAAGAUAAACGAGAAACACGGCGAGAAACUGAGAUUCUACAUCAGCAAAGCUGAUGAGGCCGGACACGAGAGUGACAGACAAGUAAUGAUGCAAAUAGCGCAAGAAAUAUGCAAAAGACCCGGACUCAAUAAGUGUGGCUUUGAUAUGCCGAACAUUUACAUUCCAGAUCCAAACAAGGUAGGCCUGCAACCGGCUUCUUGUGUGAAUCAAAUCCAAGAGGUCUGUACAACAAUUGAGAAAACCAUUAACCGAACAGUCCAGAAUACUCUGAACCAACUCGAGAAAGACUGUGAAUUGAUCAUUAACACAGCGGAUUGUAAACUGCAGGAGAGCAGUGAGCAGGCCUCCAGGAACAGGAGAGCGUGGAUCAUGUUUAUGUUUUUCAGCGCCCUAGUGUACCUGCCUCAAUUAUCACUGCUGACAAGUUUUAUCAUUUCAAAAACAUCAAGAGAAAACCUCACGGAUAUCAUCGGCACCGAGAUGGCGAAUAUUUUAUUCAUCUGGGCGUGGUGUGUUUCUACGAUCUGGAAUUGGUUAACUGGAGAAAGUUACCUCCUGGCUGUGAUCACGUUGACCGGAUUCAUGCUUGUCUCAAAGAUCCUUGCAAAGUGUUGCAACUGCUCAAAACCGACCCUAUCAAGGAAGGAGAGAAAGCAACUUCGAGCAAAAUGCGAUUAUGUCCAACGUGUUGUGGUUGAAAAAAGGGAACAUCUUUAUGAGAUGUAUCUCCAACAGUGCAUAUCGGAAGAGGAAAUAGAUUAA
Messenger RNA from Rhincodon typus (whale shark), 1419 nucleotides. RefSeq lists its product as uncharacterized. The coding region runs from base 1 to 1419 and encodes 472 amino acids. Gene Ontology annotation, molecular function: GTP binding; GTPase activity. Lineage: Eukaryota; Metazoa; Chordata; Chondrichthyes; Orectolobiformes; Rhincodontidae. The record is from RefSeq and is a predicted model, not a curated record. The transcript is spliced from 13 exons.